UUUCCACUUCCGGACUGGGGGUGGUUGGCAGCUCGUACGGAUAACUCACCUGAACAGCAUGCCCAAACUGUGAAUCAGUCAUAUGGAGCCUCACGGGAUUGUCAAGGCAUUUCGGAAGGUGAAACGAGCACAAGACAUCGUACCAGCAACAUCCGGAGUGACCCAGAAGAAAGUAAAAACAGAUGAAGUCAGUAAAGAAACCUGGUUGUGUGGAGUGGUGGUGCAUAUUGUCCAGGCAGGGAUUGGAAAGGCUCGGACAGAAAUCUUUCACAAGCGGAUUAUACAGAAUGGUGGGGAGGUCAGCCUUGCUUUCUCUCCAGCCGUUACUCAUGUGAUCCUGGAUGAUGAGAUGGACUGUGAUCGUGCCUUACGCCUCCUGGGUCUGGAGGUUCUGCCCCCCAGACUCCAACUGGUGCGAUCUGCAUGGCUCAGUUUAUGCAUCGCAGAGAGGAGACUUCUGAGCACCAUAGGCUACAGCAUCUUCAUCCCAGACAGGUACCUGCCAUCUGCAGAGCGGAACAAAAAUCAGGGGUCAGGGGAUGAGGAUCAGCAAGAGACUGCAGAGGUCAACAGUCGAUCAAGGACCCAGCUCAAGCUGAACUGCACAAAGAUAGAAGAGUCUUUUGCUGAGCAACAGGGAGAGGCCACAGCUGAAGAAAUCAAUGGAUCAGUACAAGCCUCUACAGCCCAGUUUUGUGUAGAUGAAGGCCAGAGUGACGCUAAAGAUGACAUUGUUUCUGAGCAUGACCUGCGAGCCCUGAUCUCCGGGAGCAGCCAUUUGUCGAGUGGAUCUGACCGUAGGAAAGCAGCUGUCAGUGGCAAGUGGGUGUGUGCCCAAUCAUCCAAAAGCAAAAAGCAAAACCACAACAAACCCAUCACAGACAAGUUGGAGGUGCUGGAGGCUGCAUAUACACAUCAGGGUGACAAGUGGAGAGCGCUGGGAUAUGCCAAGGCCAUCAACUCCUUGAAGAGGUACCAGAAGCCAGUGUCCUCCUAUGAGGAAGCAUGUAAGAUCCCUGGCAUUGGCAAACGAAUGGCUGAGAAAAUCAGAGAGAUACUGGAGAGUGGGCACCUGCGCAAGCUUGACUAUAUCAGUGAGAGUGUCCCAGUGCUGGAAACCUUCUCAAACAUCUGGGGAGCUGGUGUGAAGACAGCCCAGAUGUGGUACCAGCAGGGAUUCAGAACUUUGGAUGAUAUUCAGAUGAAAGCUAGUCUGACUAAGCAGCAGAUCAUUGGCCUCAAACACUAUCAUGAUUUCCUCGACCGAAUGCCCCGGGAAGAGGCAGGGGAGAUUGAAAAAGUGGUGGGGGACAUGGCUCAGUCAAUCGAUCCAUCUCUGAUUGCUCUAGCUUGUGGCUCCUAUCGACGUGGGAGGUCUACCUGUGGUGAUGUAGACGUCCUCAUCACACAUCCAGAUGGAAAAUCGCACCAAGGUGUCUUCAGUAAGAUCCUUGCUGGUCUGAGGGACACAGGAUUUCUAACGGAUGACCUGGUCAGCCAGGAAGAGAGCGGGGACCAGAAGAAGUAUCUGGGAGUUUGCCGGCUUCCAGGUCCUGGGCACCGUCACCGGAGGCUCGACAUCAUUGUGGUACCAUACAGUGAGUUUGCCUGUGCCCUGAUGUACUUUACCGGAUCCGCACAUUUUAAUCGGUCCAUGCGGGCUUUGGCCAAGACGAAGGGCAUGAGCCUGUCAGAGCACUCGCUGAACUACCACGUCCUGAGGAAGGGCAGUGCCAAACUCACCACAGGAGUAAUCAUUUCCACGACAACCGAGCAAGACAUCUUUGAGCACCUGGGACUGCUGUACAGGAAGCCACAUGAGAGGGACUGGUGACACUGCUGCAGGUUGGCAGAGACCCAUUCCACUGUAUUUGUGCAUGUGUCACCCAGUUUGAUAUAGCACCAUACAGGCCAAGGACCCACCAGUUCACCUCCAAGUCCAGGCUGAGCUAUCUGCUUUGAGGGUUUUUAAUGUAUCUGUAAAAUGAAAUACCUUUGCCAUCUGUGAGCUUUACGAUCUGAGAAAACAGAAUGAUUGAUCCUUUAUCCACAGGGUUACAGAGUAAAACGUAGGGAAGGCUAAACCUGCAUCAAUCUGCUGUGUCCGAUUCUGGGGCACAAUUUUAAGAAAAAUGUCAUGGCUUUGGAAAGGGUACAAAAGGAGAUUUACUGCAGUGGUAUCAGGAACUAGGGCUUUAUACAGUGAUCCUGAAAAAGCUGUCUUUCUUGUUGAAGAUGAUUUAUAAGAGAUUUAAUAGCAAUGUUCAAAACAUUAGGGAUUUGUGAUCUAAGAUUACAAAGCGAUCUUAAUCAGUUGGCCCCGUGGGCUGAGGUGAGGCAAAUGGAGUUUACUUUGGAUGAAUGCGAGGUAUUGCAUUUUGGUAAAACAGACAAGGGCAGGAUUUUUACCGUUAAUGACAGGGCCCUGAAUGGUGUUGUAGGACAGAGACACCAUGGGGAUCAGGUACAUAAUUCUUUGAAAUUUGUGUCCAUGUAGACAGGGUGGUUUAGCACUGUUGCCUUCAUCGGCUGGACCUUUGAGUUUAGGAUUUGGGAUGUCAUGUUGAGGUUGUACAGGACAUUGGUGAGACCUCUUCUGGAGUACUAUGUACAGUUCUGGUCGCCCUGCUACAGCAAGGAUAUUAUUAAAUUGGAGAGGGUUCAGAAAAGAUUUAUCAGGAUAUUACCGGGAAUGGAGGGUUUGAGUUAUAAUGAUAUGAUGUGGAGGUGCCAGUGUUGGACUGGGGUGGACAAAGUCAGAAAUCACACGACACCAUGUUAUAGUCCAACAGGUUUAUUUGAAGACACAAGCUUUCGGAGCCUCGCUGCUUCCUCAGGUGUUAGUGAGGUGGUAUCAGACACAGAAUUUAUACGUAAAAGAUCAAAGGGUCACAACACUGUAUGAGGAUGUAUAUUAAACAAACCUAAGAUGCUGUUCAAUCUUUAAUUGUUUAGAAGGUUUUAAUUGAUUAAUUUGUAUAUGUAAAUCCCCGAAUUCCUUUCAAGUCACUGUCCUGAGAGAACCAAACGUUUUAUCAGUGUAAAGAAGUGAUGACAUUUUAGGUCAGACAAUGCAUGUUAGGUGUGAGGCCUUGUUUAGAAUCUGUUUGUGUUUUGGUUUGGAGUCAGACUAGUUUUAUUUCUAAAAUGGGAAUUUAUAAAACGCCACAUUGACUCACUGUCUAUAAAUUGUGUGCUUUUUGAACAAAAUAGAAUGUAUCUGCAAAUGUGUUUGUGUGAGUGAGAGUGUCACACACACACACUCUCUCUCUCUCAGACACACUUUCCCACACACACUCUCUCCCACGCAUGCGCACACACUCUCACUCUCUCCCUCACACACUGUCUCACUCUCUCUCUCUCUCUCUCCCCUACACACACACACAAUCUCUCUCUCCCACACAUACACAUACACACACACACACACUCUCUCUCUUUCUCUGUCACUCUGUAUUCCCCAUCUCUUUCUCUCUCUUCACCCCCCACACACGUAAAUAGAUAGGGUGUAUUUGUAUUUGCAUUCUAUUUUGUUCAAAAAGCACACAAUUUAUAGACAGUCAGUCAAUGUGGCAUUUUAUAAAUUCCUACUGUAGAAAUAAAACCAGUCUGGCUCCAAACCAAAACACAAACAGAUUUUAAACAAAGCUUCAAUUAAAACCUUCUAACUGAUUAAAGAUUUAACAGCAUCUUACUUUUGUUUAAUACAUCCUCAUCAGUGGUGUGACUCUUUGAUCUUUUACUUAUACUUUCUGUGUCUGAUACCACCUCACUAACACCUGAAGAUGGAGUGCGUCUCCAAAAGUUUGUGUUUUCAAGUAAACCUGUUGGACUAUAACCUGGUGCCGUGUGAUUUCUGACAUUAUAAAGAUGGGCUGGGAAUUUUUUAACUGGAGCAUAGAAGGUUGAGAGGUGACCUUGUAGAGGUUUGCAAAAUCAUGAGGGGCAUAGAAAAGGUGAAUAGCAAGGGUCUUUUCCAUAGGGUGGGGGAGUUCAAAACUAGGGGGCAUAUUUUUAAAGUGAAAGGAGAAGGAUUUAAACAGGACAUGAGGGGCAAUCUUUUUACACAGAGAAUGGUUUGCAUGUGGAAUGAACUGCCAGAUAAAAUGGUGAAUGCAGGUCAGUUACAACAUUUGAAAGAAAUUUGGAUAAGUUCAUGAAUAGGAAAGGUUUGAAAGGAUAUGGGCCAAAUGCAGGCAGGUCAGACUAGUUUGGUUUGGGCACGUGGUCGGGAGGGACUGGUUGGACCGAAGGGUCCAUUUCCAUGACUCUACAACAACGAGAGCUCACUGUCCCAUGCAUACAUUCACUUGAUAUUUAGAAACAUCAGAGGGGAACUCAUCAACUCAACUUGUAUUCAGUUAUAUUGUGGCUAAUCUGUACCUUAAUUCUAUUUAACCCCCCUAGGUUCCUUAACUAUGAACUUCCUUACCCAACAAAAAUCUGUCAGUCUGAAUUUUGAAAGCUCCAAAUAAACCUUGAUUGGUGUGGGAGAGGGGA
Molecule: messenger RNA, 4497 nt
Organism: Rhincodon typus (whale shark)
Lineage: Eukaryota; Metazoa; Chordata; Chondrichthyes; Orectolobiformes; Rhincodontidae
Gene: poll
Product: polymerase (DNA directed), lambda
Exons: 8
Coding region: 83-1834 (583 amino acids)
Biological process (GO): double-strand break repair via nonhomologous end joining
Cellular component (GO): nucleus
Molecular function (GO): DNA binding; DNA-directed DNA polymerase activity
Source: RefSeq, a predicted model, not a curated record